GCGCGAGGGAGGGAGGGAGCGAGUAUGAGAGAGGGGAAUUGAGACGGGACCUUUCCAUCCGUGUAUUUGUUUUGAGGACACGAUUGAUGCGGCGGGUGGUAGCUCGCUAGUAGCGGCUUACACGAUCGUGGCGGAGAAACAAAAGCUGAGGUAUAGCUGCAGUGAGCCGCGACCCCCCAAGCCACACAAACAGACAGCAGACUUUUAAUAACGCAGCGAUCGAGAAAGGGACUCGCACAACGCCGAUGUUGCUGUUUUUCAUUUGAACAAACUCUCGCCAAUUAUCAGGCAUGUACAAAAGGGGAUUAUUACCAUAAAUAAAGCGUACCGCUUCGGCCUGCGUGAAUGGGCGAUUUGCUGCGAACGGAGCUCAUAAAUUGUUCCAUAAUUCUGACGGAUACAUUCCUAGCAAUUUGACAGCGGCUUCAGUUACCGAGAUCUCUCAGCUCGGCUGUCUUUGUAUACGAGGCAGAGUCGUCGCUUAUGACUCAUAUGAGUAGGAUGGUGAGUCCCAGAGCAGAAGAAAAGUUUGUUUGGUGAAGUGCAAGCGUCCAGUGUGACCACCCGACCUCACUGCCCACUGUCCGGACUGAGACUGACAAAUCAGGAGAGGGCUGGCCCCCUGCCCCCUGUUACGUAACGCCAGAAGAAAGUGGCCCGGCUAUCGCCGUAACAAAGACACCCCUCUCCCUAUUGGCAGCGGUCUCGGCGUGAAAGGAACACGUUUUGAUAUGGACCGAGCAGACAAUAUGUUUUUAUUUGCACGUGAAUACUUUAUCACGGGAGCAAACUCGUUCAAGUAUUACAUUUGCUUCGCCGCUGUCAAGUCGUGCUCAUGGCGGGCUAGUAAUUGAGACCAGGAUCAAAGCCAAUCAAAAGUCUUCUUACAAUUUGAUUAUGAUAAUUACAGCGGGCAUUAUUUGAUAGUUGAUAAUCAUAAUUCGAGCAUGCGCACCAAGGGUCCGACUAUAUAAACCGGAAUAUCACAACAGAGCAAGUUUUGUCAUCGAGUGGUCUGGUGGACACUGCCAAAUAUGUCCCGACGUAAACAGUCAAAUCCUCGCCACUUGGACUCGGAACUGGAGUUAGCGUCUCUCCUUGAAAAUGGUUCCACUCCCGGGGAUAUGCCUGCACCCAAUACUAAAGACGCCCAUGUAUGUGGCGAAUGUAGGGCUGAAUUUCUCGACCUUGAAGGUUUCAUUGCUCAUAAGCAGACGUGUACAAAAAAGAGAAUUGUAGUCAUGAUUGAUGCUGAAAACAGACCAGGCGAUAAUGAGAUUCGGCCCAAAUCCCCAUCAAUAGAAUAUGAUGAUGAUGAGGAUAUAAGGUCACAACCAGACGACCUUGAGGGUGGCUCUGAUGAAAACGAUGUCAAUGACCUUGACUCUGUAGACAUGUCUGAAGAGGGCUAUGGUAUGGGUUUAGGUGUGAACGGGGACAAGGACCUCGAUGAAAAUGACAAUUUUGAGGAGGACGAGAAGAAGGACAGUAACAAUGACACUGAGAUGAUUUCUCAAUCCAAGUACGAGCUAAUGUCACAACUACCUCAUUUAUUUCCAUUCUUGCCCAAUACAAAUGUGACGCUCGAGCCAAUGUCCGAGACGAAAGCAGCAGUUGCUCAGUUUGCGGAGAACAAUUUGAUGCCACAAGACUUGGCUAUGAUGAGCGCAACAUUAUAUAGUCUGCAACAGCAACAACUUGUGCAACUACAGCUUAUACAACAGCUGCAGCAGCAGCUUAUUACUGGACAACUUCAACAAAAUCAACAGGCUGUUCCACCAACGACCUCUGCUGAAACGACCUUGACCCCUUCCGAUCCUCCCAGUUCGGAGACCCAAGAGUCAUCUGCUCCUGAUUCGGAAGAUAAGAAAGAAGAGGAAUCCCCAUCAUCAGAAGAACCCAAAAAGGCAGUUUCAUCAUCAUCGAGUAGUUCGACUUUUACGACUCCCGCUUUAUCAACCCCACUCCCCUCUUCCGGUCUGUCUGGACUCUCCGGACUCUCUGGGCUCUCCGGACUCUCCGGACUCUCCGGACUCUCUGCAUUUAGCCAACUUCAGAAAGAGGCUGUCGUUUCCGCGUCGCCAAUGAUGCCCCCAAUGCCGAAUAUGAACAUAUCAACACCUGAAGUUCGACACAGAGGGACGAUGCUUGAACGAUCCCAGUAUGCAAGCGACGACCCUUUCUUUAAGCACAAAUGCCGCUUCUGUCACAAAGUGUUUGGCAGCGACAGCGCUCUGCAGAUACACGUUCGGUCUCACACGGGUGAAAGACCUUUCAAAUGCAACAUCUGCGGAAACAGGUUCUCCACCCGAGGCAACUUGAAAGUGCACUUUGAACGUCAUAAGGCCAAGUACCCACAUGCCAAGAUGAAUCCUCAUCCUCAACCAGAGCAUCUUGAGCGGCCAAUGCCAAUGCUUACUCCCUUCGGAGUACCCCAAAUGCCGACAGUCCCCACCUCCAUGCCGCUGCCUCCAGGUCUGAUGUCACCACCAGUCACAGCCUCACUCCCUAUGAGUUCUUUGGGAAUGCUCAUGCCAUCGCCACCAAUCCCAGUUGCUCCACGGCCUCCUCCACCAAAAUCAUCAGAUCCAGAAUCAAAGCCGAAGGACAAACCUCACUCUAGUCCUCCCCCUGCUAGUGAGGCCUCCUCUCAAAAAAGCCCACCUGAAGAUAGUUCACGCAAUGUCAAGUCUUCCGUGGCUCCACCUCUCCCAUCCUUAACCUCUACGAGCAGUACACCAUGCACACCAUGCACACCAAGCACACCAAGCACACACAGCACACACAGCACACACAGCACAUACAGCACACACAGUAUCACAAGCUCUCACUUGAUGCCAAGUCUGAAGCUGCCUAGUCCUUCAAUGUCAACUCAUAGUGCAACUCAUAGUGCCAUGCCUAGCUACAGCUUGCCAGCCACACCGACCAGUUUCCCAUUGCCAUCCCCGCUGGCAUCCAACAUGCCAUUAGGAGUAAUGGCAUCUCCUUUUGGACCACUGCCACCACCUCCUCCACCCCCACCUACUUCCCAAGGAGACAUGUUCAGAAACUCUAUUCUGCCCACUAAGACUAUAGAACCUACUGAAGAUCUGGAAAGAUAUAUGGAGUGCACCAAAUCUGAGACCUCGAAGCUAGAACAACUUGUGAAGAACAUAGAACAGAAGAUCACUGACCCAAACCAGUGUGUUAUAUGCCACCGAGUUCUUAGCUGUAAGUCUGCUCUACAGAUGCAUUAUCGUAUUCACACUGGAGAAAGGCCAUUUAGAUGCAAGAUCUGCAGUAGAUCCUUCACUACCAAGGGUAAUCUGAAGACGCACAUGGGUGUACACAGAUCCAAGCCCCCACUUCGGAUGAUGCACCAAUGCCCAGUUUGCCAUAAACAAUUUACCAACUUGCUGGUUCUACAACAGCACAUUAGAAUGCACACUGGUGAACCAAUGCAUGAUCUGAACCAUUCUGCCUUAUACAGGCACCCUGACUGGGCACCAAAACCCCCAGAAUUUGGGAAGAUGUUUGACCACAAACCGUUUGACUUGUCCCACCACCAUGGAGAAGGAAAAGAACUGGAUCUUAGCAGGAGUGGAUCCUACUGCGGCAGCGACAUGAUGGAUGUAUAUGGUCCUAACUCUCAGGAAGAUGAUGACUUUCGUUCCGAAAAUGAUAUCAAUGAUGAGGAACUAGACAUGGAUGAAGGUAUGGAUGAUCCCAGAAAUGAGAUGAUGGAAGAUGCUGAAAUGAUGGAUGACAAAGAUGAUUAUGAUGAACCAUCUGAUGAAAACAUACCAUCAGAACAUCCUCAAGAGGGAGAAAGACCCAACUCUGCUGCAUCCAGAGCAUCCCCUCCAAGGGAAACAUCUAGUCCGAACCCAAGCCUGCCUCCUUCUUCAUCCAGACCUGAAAGCAGAGGUACUCCUGUUAUCACAAGCUCCUUCUCUAGUCCAUACUACAAUACCUCUCUGGCUGCCCUUGAAGAGAGAGUGAAAGCUAUUGAUAGUCAAAUGGCUCAGGCUUCCUUUGAACGAUUCCGCAAUAGUAUGGGACUUGGUCACAGUCCUGGGUUGAUGACGAAACUGCCAUCCAGCUACCCUUACCAGAAUGGUGAUAGGUCUCCAGUUACAUCUCCCAGAAGCCCCUCUGUAUCAGAGGCUGGGUCGGAAGGAAGCAACAUGAGAGAUGACCAUCCACAUGGCUACAACCCUGAUGCUCCUCUUCCCUUUGGAUUUCCCAUGAUGGGCUACGGUGAUCUCCGAUCUGGCGCUGAGAAACGCAACACAACAUGCAACAUUUGUUUCAAGACAUUUGCCUGUCGGAGUGCACUUGACAUUCAUUAUAGAAGUCACACUAAGGAACGCCCCUAUAAGUGUGAUGUCUGUGACAGAAGUUUCUCCACCAGAGGAAACAUGAGGCAGCACAUGCUUACACACAAGAUUCGGGAUCUGCCAUCGCAAUCCUUCACGGGUAACAGUAGUGACAGCCAGAGUGGCUGCACCAGAAGUGAGCCAUCAUCACCCAGGGGCCCAAGUCCUGAUGAAUCCCCUCCAGUACCCAAGCCUGAAUCUCACCCCAAGUCUGAAACCCCACCACCACCUUCAGCGCCCACCUUAAGCAAUAACAAUGAUGAAAGUCACAAUAAUAACAAUAACAAUAAUAAUAAUAAUACCAAGAGUCCUCAGCACUCCUCCACUCCAGUGACCUCUCAAUCAUCGAUGAACCACAACAGUAACAGCUCAGACAGCUCUCAAUUCAAUCGAAGAACAGGCCCAAAACAUCAAUGUAUGACCUGCAUGAAAACUUUUUCGAGCGCCAGUGCACUGCAGAUCCAUACCAGAACACACACGGGAGACAAACCCUUUAAGUGUACUGUCUGUGGGAAGGCCUUCACCACUAAGGGCAAUUUGAAGGUCCACAUGGGAACGCACAUGUGGAGCAACAGUCCUUCAAGAAGAGGCAGGAGGAUGUCCAUCGAGCCACCCUUCAUGCUGUCUCAUGUCAAGGACAACCCAUUCCUUGCUGGCUUUCACCGCCCCCCAGAGUUUUACUUCCAGUACCCCCCAUUCAUGAAUGGCUUGCCACCUCAGAAGAUGAAUGAGAUUUCUGUUAUACAGAGUGUGAAUGGAGGCAUGAAUCAUCAGUACCCACCGAUGCAUCAACCUGGCAUGGGCUUCAGUGUCAAGGCUGAGCAAAAAGAAUCUGAACGUGACCAUGAUCGUGAACGUGACCAUGAUCGUGAACGUGACCAUGAUCGUGAACGUGAACGAGAACGUGAACGAGAACGAGAACGUGAACGAGAACGCCAUCAUAGUGAUGGCCGUGGAAGUGAGAAAGAUGUGGAUGUAAGCAGGGAAGCCAGAGACAAUGUAUCAAAUGGUGGCAGUAGCCCUAGUGAAUCAAAACACAUCUUAUCUUCAGGAGAACUCGAUUUGAGCAUGAGAUCCUCCUCAUCGGCCUCGGCCAACUCAAGCUCACUCUCCUCUCCUCACAGUAAGGAGUCCCCCAAUGACUCUAGCCCAUACUCCUCUCAGGCCUGGCUGUGGAAAGCUGGCAGCUGCCACUUCUGUAAUCAGACCUUCCAAUCUCAGGCUGCUCUAGAACAACAUAUACAAACUCAGCACGUUCCAACAUCCCAUGUGACCGGAACAGACUCUCAUAAAGCGCUUGUGGCAUAGGCCGUGAUAUAACAUACUAGCUUCAGUGUGACAUGAAUAUUGUGCUUAGCUAGAAACAUUCCAGUGUCAGUGACUGUGUUGUGGUGUAUGGUUGAGCAGCUGUAGAUCAUUGCAGAUCCUUCAUUGUGACAAACUGUGUGCUGCGGUAGACUGAAUGGCUGCUUCUUCUAUUGGAGCAGGUUCUGCAGGAUGUCCUCAGUGCUGCUGGGGUCUUCUAGUCCUGUUGUCCUCAAUGCUGACCUGUGAGCAGGAUUUGUAGGAGGACCUGGAUGAGGUCCUACGGUUGCAGUGCUGACUUCUUGUUUAUCAUCGUACUCCAUCAUUGUCAUCAUCACAUGACAAGGUUGUGACAUCAACUUGUGACAUUAUAUUGUUGACUUAGUGAUCAUCUUGUUUUUACUCAAUGAGAAAACUCCUACAAACAGUGAUGUUUUUAACUUUGAACAGUGAACAUGUGGAUUUAGUGGUCAGUGAACUGAUAUCCGAUGCCAUAGUAAAGCAUUACAUCCCUCAUUGCUACUUAAAGACAUUGAAGCCAGUUCAUUGCCGAUCGCAUUUCAGCUCUGUUUACAGGGCUUCACUUGUGCUUAAUAUUUCUUCUUGUUAUCUAUUGUUCUCUGCAGCAUUACUCAAUCAACUAGGAUUAAGUGGUAGUGUAGAUUCAUGUACUUACAAACUUGUUAUGUUUAUGUCUUGAAUUGACAUGAAUGGAUGUAAUUAUUAUUUGUACAUAAUUUAUACAUGUUCUAGUCGGAUCGAAACAUCUAAUCAAUAUGGAAUCAAAACCAUUUUUGGUUGUAACUGUUUUUGCCAAUAGGGAUCACAUCUCUACCUCCCCUUUUGACACUCUUCAAUGUUUGGAGUUAAAUAUUUUUGUGUUCAUAUGCGGCAAACCAACUUAAGUCAGUUUUUCACAAAAAUACGUACAGUGCAUUAUUUUUAUAACCCUGAACAUGUUCUACUUACUUGAUAUAUUCGGUUUGUGAAUCUUACUUAAGAUUUUGUUUUAAUACCACAACCUAAUGGUUUAAUGGUCCUCUGCUACUUACAGAUUUUGCAAUUUUUAUGAUGCACAUUUUGUUUUGGAUUCUCAGUCAAUGUGAUAUGCUAAUUGCAUCCAUGAAGCUAGACUUUGAGAUGAGAGAAUUUGUACGAGUGUGAUUGCUAAAUUAUCACAGCCACAGUGAUGCAAUACAAACCCUUCAGACAUAUUUGUUGACUGAAUAUCCAUAUUUCAGAAUUCUUGUUAUGAUCUAUAAUCCGUUCAAAUAUUAUUAAUCACCAAAGAUUUUGUUGAUUUUAUUUCAUUGUCAGAAUAUAUCAAUCAUUUUUGAGUAUUUUUAGUAUUAUCAUGGCUAACUGGUUUUGUAAGCCAUGCCUAUGCAAACAACCAAAGACAUAAGUCAGUCUACAUUGCUUUUUGUCAGCUUUUGUUAUUUUGAUAUGACACUGUUCUCUUUGUGUUUCUUCAAGUCAGCUGGCUGAAGAGUAGAUGUUGUGUUACAAAUAGCAUGGACAUGUUCAGUGUGUUAAAUGCUGAAAGCAGGUUGGUGCUAUGCGGCCAUUGCUUGGGGAAACUUACUACUACUUAUAUGUUAUUUGGCGAUGUACUAUUUUCCAUUCUUGUUAAUCUUGUUAAAUGUUUGUAGAAUAGUCUUCCAUUUAAAGAAAGUGUCUAAAUGUAUAUUGAAAAAAACUCUAUAGCACCUUUCUGUUACUUGUUAAUCAAAAUCUUCUACGAAACAUCCAGGGUCAAAGGUGCCAUAACACAUUUUCUUGGUAGAAGUAGAUUUCGUCGCUUCUUGUACUUUUUGUAGCACUUGUUUGUUUAUUUUGCUUUUUGCCUUGAUGAACUGUGAUAGUCGUUGAGAAAUCCGUACUUACGUUUUCCACCCUUGCAUAUGUUGAAGUCAAGCUUUAGCGUUGUUUGGAUUCAUUCUCCUUGAGAAUUGGAAGGAAGUCUGUCUGCUUUUUGGAAUUGUAGCCUUCCCCACCUUCUUGUAAAAGGAAAUCUACGUGUCAUACCUAAACUCUGAGUAUUGGCUGUACUGGUUAUGAAAUCACAGUUUCUUCGUCUGAACCAUGAACCCAAUGAACUCCUUCGCCAUCCAUUAGUUAAGCUAGAGCUGAUUUUGUUGUAGAAGAGGCAUAUCAAUUUUCUUUCCUCCAACGCCUGGCUGCCCGUCCAUGGUUUCGAAAUCCAUAAAACUAGGACGUUCUUUUGUGUUCUGAUUUGAGAAACAUAUCACCAGUAUCGAAUUUUGAUCGUGGAAUCCAAACAGCAGAAGACAACGAAAGAGAACACAACUUGAAAUGGCCGCGAGCCUUUUGAACUACGCAAGACAAAUAAUACCUCUUUACCCCCGAAGACUAUACACAGACAUGGUAUUGUGUUUGGCCCCUAUAUUUUAACCAUUUUAAUUUUUCCAGUAUGAUAUUUUUUGCUUCAAAGGCAUUUCGUUUGGCAAAGGCAAUUUGAGAUGCCCCCAAAUUGUAUAUAGUUUGUAGAUAUGGUCACUUGAGGAAUUUCGGCUCUAUUGCACAGUGUGGUGUACCACUGGAAAUUAUAUUUGUUUGGUAAAUUCUUCUUCCGUUUGCGUUCCUUCAUUCUUUGACCUUUCGUUAAUCUUCUCUUGAGUUAGAACGUUAACUUUGUCUCUUAAAGAGGGAGGCAGUAGGAUAUAGCUUUAUAUUUUGUCAUAUGAAAAAUAAACCAUUGUUCACUAUUCAAA
Haliotis rufescens (red abalone) is the source of this 8398-nucleotide messenger RNA. Its product is annotated as sal-like protein 1. Lineage: Eukaryota; Metazoa; Mollusca; Gastropoda; Lepetellida; Haliotidae. Gene Ontology annotation, cellular component: nucleus. The record is from RefSeq and is a predicted model, not a curated record. The transcript has 4 exons. Bases 1035 to 5666 code for a protein of 1543 amino acids. Gene Ontology annotation, molecular function: DNA-binding transcription factor activity, RNA polymerase II-specific; RNA polymerase II cis-regulatory region sequence-specific DNA binding. Gene Ontology annotation, biological process: regulation of transcription by RNA polymerase II.